GAGUCUUCCUGGAAAGAGCAUAUAUUACCCCCAACUUCCACACCAACUCCCUCUCAUAGGUAUUAUUAUACUGAUGGAUUCAUUUCCAAAAAGUAAAACAGAAAUUUCUUACAUAAGUUGUUUGUUUUUCCCUCGAAUUUUCAUCUGUUUUUCUCCUUCCUCAUGCUCAUACACUUAUCCUUUCUACUUUGUUUCUGAGGUAUUGAGCCGUCUAUUUUCUAUUUUGAACAUUACAUCCACAUAUAUUUUCAAAAGUUUUAUCAUACAAUUUAGAGCAUUUAUUUUAUCUUCUUAUUGUCUAUUAUUGAUUACUUCUAGGCUACCGAAGCAGUUGAAGGCAUGAUCACCGACAAUAAAUGGGAAUCAAGCAAGAUGUUCAAUUUGAGUGCCGAUACCUUCUCGAAGAUGAAAAAUUUGAGAUUGCUCAAAGUUCUUUGCGUAUCAAAUUGUGAUGAUCUCAAAUAUCUUUCUAAUGAACUACGACUUUUAGAUUGAACAGGAUAUCCUUUAAAAUCCUUGCCUUCAAGCUUCCAGCCAGACAAUCUUGUUGGCCUUCUUUUACCAUAUAGUCAUAUUGAACAACUAUGGAAGGGAAAUAGACCCUUGUUUAGGUUGAAAACGAUCAACCUCAAAGGCUCCCAAAACCUGAUCAAGACACCUGACUUCACAACAACACCAAAACUUGAAGCUUUGAUUAUGGAAGGUUGUACCAGAUUAGUAGAUGUCCAUCCAUCAAUUGGAGUGCUUAAGAACCUUAAACUUUUGAAUUUAAGAGACUGCAAAAGUCUUAGGAGUCUUCCAACUAAAAUUGGAAUGGAAUCUCUUGAAACAUUAAUUCUUUCAGGUUGCUCAAAUCUUAUAAGGUUUUCGGAAAUUGAUGGGAAAAUGGAACAUUUAAAAACUCUUGAUCUUUCUGGUUGUUAUAAAAUUAAACAUUUGCCGGUGAGCUUGCAGCAAGUAGAGUUUUUGGAAGGGCUUGACUUGAGUGAAACAAGCAUAACAGAGCCACCAUCCUUCAUUUUUCAUUUGAAAAAUAUUAAAAUUCUAUCUUUCAGUGGGCGCAAGGGACCAUCAAAUAAGUCACGACCAAAUUUGCCUUCUCUUUUCAAGGUAAUCCAAGGAAGGAUGAAUCCCAUGGCUCGGAUGUUGCCUUUGUUGUCAGGUUUGAGUUCAUUAAGAAUGCUAAAUCUAAGGGACUGCAAUCUUUGUGAAGGAGAUAUUCCACGUGAUAUUUCUGGUCUAUCCUGUUUGAUGAAUCUUGAUCUUAGUGGUAACAAUUCCAUCAGCAUACCUGCAUCUCUUACUCGGCUCUCAAAGCUUUGGUUUCUUGAUUUGUCAAAUUGCAACAUGUGCACUCUUGGUGAAGCAGAUAUUCAUCGUCUAUCCUCUUUGAGUUAUCUUUAUCUUGGGGGUAACAAUUUCAUCACCAUUCCUUUGGCUCUUACUCAACUUUGCAGCCUUAAAUUGCUUGGGUUAUCAAACUGCAUAGAGCUUAAAUUCUUGCCUGACCUUCUAACAAGUAUAGCAGAUGUGCGUAUAGAUGGUUGUGCUUCACUUGAAGUAGUUGCAAGUCCAUCAAAAGUAUGCAAUUUAGUGGAUGAGGCUUCCGUUAAAGCCAUUAACUGCUUCAAAUUGGCUGAGAAUAUUCAUGCAUUAACACUGCUAAAAAAACAUCUUAAGGCAUUUUCAAAUUCAAGAAAAAAGUUUGAUAUUAUCAUGCCCGGAAGUAAAAUCCCAGAAUGGUUUAGCCAACAAAAAAGUGACUCUUCAAUUAAGAUACCCCUUCCGAAAGAUAGUCAAUGGAUUGGAGUUGCUUCUUGCUGCACUUUUAUCAAUAAUGAUGCUUCAAGGGAUGAUGAGGAUAUCAGUUGUAGUGCAUUUAUCUAUUGCAGAAAUUCUGAACAAACCAGCUGUGAUGGAUCUAUUUUUCGAGGUAGAGAUUGUAGACAGAUUGAUGGGAGCAGCUGGUUGGUGGGUAAAGGAUUUAACGAGCCCAUAAUGAAAGAUCACCUUUUUCUUCUGCUGGACGCUUCCAGAAUACCAAUACGACCGAUUAUCUAACCUUAUGAUGUCUUCAUUUCGAUCUCUUCAUAUUUCCAAUUCAUUUUCAGUUUGGUUCCCUCUCCUUUUCCAUAACCCUCAACCUCUCAGCAUACUCAGGGACGCUGCCGAUCAGGUAAAAGUCUUUCUUUUUCUUUAGCGUUUCCUUUGCAAGAAUAUGUGCUAGUUCAUUCGUUGUUCGUGGAUUGUGUCCGACCCGGAUAUUUUCAUUUUUUGGCCAGUAACUGCUGGAUUUCAUGGAUAUAUUCCCCAAUUAUAGAUCUGUCUCUGUCUCUUCCCUUGCAUUUCUUUAUGACCGCUAAUGCAUCUCCUUCGAUGAUGAUUUGUGGCCAUUGCAUGUCGAUGCCGAUACGAGCUGCUGUCCUACAAACGAUUGCUUCAGCAGCGUAAGCUAAUACAACUUGGUGAUAGAUCUCGGAAAAUGACAAAAGAACUGUACCUUCGCUAUCCCUUGCUACAAUCCCCACUGCCGAUUGACAAGUAGUGCCAUCAUAUGCUGCAUCAAAAUUAAUCUUCACGAACGGACUUGGUGGAUGUUCCCAGCGCUUAACGACCUGAAAAGACGAUGGUAUGUUGUUGUUGGCUCCAUCUAAUUUUGAAAUAUAUCUGUUUACAAAAUCUGCUAUCUCUUUGCCUGAUCUUCUUGUUUUUUCAUGUAUUCUCUUGUUCCUGUCCCCCUAAAUGGCCCACAAAGCGCAACAAAAUAACCUACACUGGUGUGAAGAUAACUGUUCGAAAACCCGAGUAAGCCAUUCUUUGAACUCCAGAUGUGUUAUCUUAAGCAACUCCGCAAGAGAUAAACCUUUCCAUACGGCUUGUGUAACACGGUAUUCCCGAAAAAUAUGGUUCAUGGUUUCUGCUGCUUCUCCACAGCAAGGGCAACAUAUAUCAUUUGAAAGCUUGCAAAGUUGCAUGUUAAUCCAUGUGGGAAGAUAAUUCCAGAAUAUCUUCCAAAUUGUGAUUUUUAUCUUGGAUGGUAGAUUGAGUAGCCAAAGUUUUUUGUAGAAUUUUUUGUAGUCGUUUUGUAAAGCAUAAGCUCUAGGGAUGCUUAAAA
Messenger RNA from Gossypium arboreum, 3115 nucleotides. Its product is annotated as disease resistance protein RPP2B-like. The transcript is spliced from 4 exons. The record is from RefSeq and is a predicted model, not a curated record. The coding region runs from base 697 to 2061 and encodes 454 amino acids. Lineage: Eukaryota; Viridiplantae; Streptophyta; Magnoliopsida; Malvales; Malvaceae. Gene Ontology annotation, molecular function: protein binding.